CUAUUGGUUGGUAGCUUGGACCAAUCAGAGAAGCCGUGAUUUGGCGGGAGUCUUCCAGUUCUUCGAGUUUUAGUGCAAGUGCUGGGUGUCCUACCUCAGAGGCUAUGUUCGUGUCCGAUUUUCGCAAGGAAUUCUACGAGCUGGUCCAGAGCCAGAGAGUCCUUCUCUUCGUGGCCUCGGAUGUAGACGCACUGUGUGCUUGCAAAAUCAUUCAGGCUCUGUUUCAGUGUGAUCAUGUGCAAUACACUCUGGUUCCAGUUUCUGGGUGGCAAGAACUUGAAACUGCGUACCUUGAACAUAAAGAACAGUUUCACUAUUUUAUUCUUAUUAACUGUGGAGCUAAUAUAGAUCUACUGGAUAUCCUUCAACCUGAUGAAGAUGCUAUAUUCUUUGUGUGUGAUACCCACAGGCCUAUCAAUGUUGUGAAUGUGUACAAUGACACACAGAUUAAGUUACUCAUUAAACAAGAUGAUGAUCUUGAAGUUCCUGCCUAUGAAGACCUCUUUAAGGAUGAAGAGGAGGAUGAAGAGCAUUCAGAAAAUGAGAGUGAUGUAUCAGAGCCUUCUGGGAAGCGCACAAGGUUAGAAGAGGAGAUGGUGGAGCAAACCAUGAAGAGGAGGCAGCGGAGAGAGUGGGAGGCUCGGAGGCGAGAUAUCCUCUUUGACUAUGAGCAGUAUGAAUAUCAUGGGACAUCUUCAGCCAUGGUGAUGUUUGACUUGGCAUGGAUGCUAUCCAAGGACCUGAAUGACAUGUUGUGGUGGGCCAUCGUCGGACUGACGGACCAGUGGGUACAAGACAGGAUCACCCAAAUGAAGUAUGUGACUGAUAUUGGCAUCCUGCAGCGCCAUGUGUCUCGGCACAACCACAGGAAUGAAGAUGAAGAGAAUACCCUUUCUGUGGACUGCACACGGAUCUCCUUUGAGUAUGACCUCUGCCUGGCUCUCUACCACCACUGGUCCCUCUAUGAUAGUCUGUGCAAUACCUGCUACACCGCAGCCAGGUUCAAGCUCUGGUCUGUGGAUGGGCAGAAGCGGCUUCAGGAAUUUCUUGCAGACAUGGGGCUUCCCCUGAAACAGGUGAAGCAGAAGUUUCAGUCCAUGGACAUCUCUUUGAAGGAGAAUUUGCGGGAAAUGAUUGAAGAAUCUGCAAAUAAAUUUGGGAUGAAGGAUAUGCGUAUACAGACUUUCAGCAUCCAUUUUGGUUUUAAGCAUAAGUUCCUGGCCAGCGACGUGGUCUUUGCCACCAUGGCUCUAAUGGAAAGCCCUGAGAAGGAUGGCUCCGGGACGGAUCACUUCAUACAGGCUCUGGACAGUCUCUCCAGGAAUAACCUGGACAAGCUGUACCUGGGCCUGGAACUUGCCAAAAAGCAACUGCAAGCCAUCCAGCAGACCAUUGCCAGCUGCCUCUGCACCAACCUUGUUGUCUCCCAGGGGCCUUUCCUAUACUGCUCCCUCAUGGAGGGCACUCCAGAUGUUGUGCUGUUCUCCAAGCCAGUAUCCCUGAGCCUGCUCAGCAGACACCUGCUCAAGUCCUUUGUGUAUUCGAGAAAGAACCGACGUUGCAAGUUGCUGCCUCUGGUGAUGGCCGCUCCACUAAGUGUGGAGCAGGGCACAGUGACCAUGGUGGGCAUUCCCCCAGAGACCGACAGCUCAGACAGAAAGAAUUUUUUCGGAAGAGCGUUUGAGAAGGCGGCAGAACGCACCAACUCCCGGACACUACAUAACCGCUUUGAUCUCUCAGUAAUUGAGCUUAAAACUGAGGAUCGGAGCAAGUUCCUGGAUGCACUUAUCUCCCUGCUGUCCUGAGGGAAUUUGAUUUCUUCAGAAGUGACUUCUCCUUAUUUAUAUUACCUGGCUUUUAUUUAGAUUGUAAGUUAUGGACAGUUUUAAAUGCAGUGGCGGUGGUUUUAAUGAAAUAAAAUGCUUCAUUUAAA
This is a messenger RNA of Cavia porcellus (domestic guinea pig), 1933 nucleotides long. RefSeq names its product cell division cycle 45 (gene Cdc45). NCBI's taxonomy places the organism in Eukaryota, Metazoa, Chordata, Mammalia, Rodentia, Caviidae. Bases 105 to 1805 code for a protein of 566 amino acids. The transcript has 19 exons. Gene Ontology annotation, cellular component: DNA replication preinitiation complex. Gene Ontology annotation, biological process: double-strand break repair via break-induced replication; mitotic DNA replication preinitiation complex assembly; DNA replication initiation. The record is from RefSeq and is a predicted model, not a curated record. Gene Ontology annotation, molecular function: DNA replication origin binding; single-stranded DNA binding; chromatin binding.